Messenger RNA from Zeugodacus cucurbitae (melon fly), 947 nucleotides. RefSeq names its product protein D3. The transcript is spliced from 2 exons. The record is from RefSeq and is a predicted model, not a curated record. The coding region runs from base 87 to 836 and encodes 249 amino acids. NCBI's taxonomy places the organism in Eukaryota, Metazoa, Arthropoda, Insecta, Diptera, Tephritidae.
ACGCAAUUAUUCACUUGUUCUUCCCAUACUCUUAGAAAAUAAUUCAAUCAUCUCGAAGUCAGAAUAAUUGCAUUCAGUCGUUUGAAAUGUUGCUCAAUCGUUUAGUCAAUCAAGGUAGGGUAUUUGCCUCCCCGUCCGUACGUCAGCUCUUUCGCCGACAACAUGAAAAUGUCACCCUGCGUUCGUUUUUGACAUUUACCUUACAACCGGCAGCUGUCAAACGACACAUUUUGGUGCCUGAACUGGAAAAUUCUUUCGCAAAACAUUCGAUACGCAAAUAUUCAUCGGCAAAAUUAGCAAUGGAGGAACAUUGUGUGGUCCCUGAUGUUAUUUCGUGCGUUCCACAAGAAGUGGUAACGGUUUGUUAUCCAAGUGGUUCGUCUGUAGAACAAGGAAAUGUUCUCACGCCAACUUUGGUAAAGGAUCAACCCACCGUCACUUGGAAGGCCGAUCCUAAUGCAUUAUAUACAUUGUGCAUGACAGAUCCAGAUGCACCUAGCCGUGCCGAUCCUAAAUAUCGUGAAUGGCAUCAUUGGUUGGUAGGCAACAUUCCUGGAUGUGAUGUUUCCAAAGGAGAGGUCUUAUCAGCUUAUAUUGGUUCGGGUCCACCACAAGGAACUGGUUUGCAUCGUUAUGUUUUCUUGGUUUACAAACAAAGUUGCAAGUUGACAUUUGAUGAGAAACGUUUACCAAACAACAGUGGCGAUGACCGCGGGGGUUUCAAGAUUGCUGCAUUUGCCAAAAAGUAUAAUCUUGGUGAUCCUGUUGCUGGCAACUUCUAUCAAGCUGAGUUUGAUGAUUAUGUACCCAUUUUAUACAAGCAAUUGGGCGCAUAAGCUGGACUAUAAUAUAUAUAUUUAAUAUAUGUAUUUGAAAACACGAAGUGAUUUGUCAGAAGACACUAAAUUGAAUUAAACUUAUAAUAAAUAUGGAAUUAAUAAAAUUUA